Molecule: messenger RNA, 3611 nt
Organism: Trichomycterus rosablanca
Lineage: Eukaryota; Metazoa; Chordata; Actinopteri; Siluriformes; Trichomycteridae
Product: NACHT, LRR and PYD domains-containing protein 12-like
Exons: 12
Coding region: 1-3471 (1156 amino acids)
Biological process (GO): intracellular signal transduction
Molecular function (GO): protein binding
Source: RefSeq, a predicted model, not a curated record
AUGGAGCUUCAACAAGAUGAAAGUUCCACACCGCUCCAGCAGAGCUCUGACUCAACAUCAGCUGGAUCAACUGAAGUCCAGAUGAAGCUCAAAUUAAUUCUGAUAAAGAAGUUUCAGUGUGUAAAUGAAGUGACCACAAAGCAGGGAAACCCAACACUUCUGAAUGAUAUCUACACCGAGCUCUAUAUCACAGAGGGAGAAAGUGGAAAAGUCAAUAAUGAACAUGAGGUGAGGCAGAUCGAGGCAGCAUCCAGGAGAGCAGCAACAGAGGACACGCCCAUCAAAUGUAACAACAUCUUUAAACCUUUAUCAGACCAAGAUGAACCCAUCAGGACUGUCCUGACUAAGGGUGUUGCCGGCAUCGGAAAAACCGUCUCUGUACAGAAGUUCAUUCUGGAUUGGGCUGAAGGGAAAGAGAAUCAGGACGUCCAGCUCAUAUUUGCACUUCCUUUCAGAGAGCUGAAUUUGAUGAAGGACCACAAACUGAGUCUGAUGGAUCUCCUUCAUUUCUAUUUUCAGGAGAUAAAAGAAACUGACAUGUCCAGCUUGUACAAAGUUCUGUUUAUUUUUGAUGGUUUGGAUGAGUGUCGUUUAUCUCCAGAUCUUCAGAACUCAGUGAGAUUGAGUGAUGUAAAUGAAUCAGCAUCAGUUCCUGUACUGCUGAUGAACCUGAUCAAAGGGAAUCUGCUUCCUUCUGCUCUGAUCUGGAUCACCUCCCGUCCAGCAGCAGCUGAUCAGAUCCCCUCUGAGUGUAUUGAUCGAGUGACGGAGGUACGAGGAUUCACUGAUCCACAGAAGGAGGAGUACUUCAGGAAGAGGGUCAGUGAUCAGAGUCUGGCCAGUAGAAUCAUCUCACACCUGAAGUCUUUAAGAAGCCUCUACAUCAUGUGUCAUAUUCCAGUCUUCUGCUGGAUUACAGCCACAGUUCUAGAGAGAAUGUUUGGUGAAGCAGAGAGUGGAGAGAUCCCCAAAACUCUGACUCAAAUGUACACCCACUUCCUCAUCAUUCAGACCAACAUCAUCAGAAAAAAGUACAUGAAGAAUCAGGAAGAAGAAGGAGAAAUGAUCCUCAAACUGGGAAAACUGGCUUUUGAGCAGCUGAUGAAAGGAAACCUGAUCUUCUAUGAGGAAGAUCUGAUGGGGUGUGGCAUUGAUGUUCAAGAGGCCUCAGUGUACUCAGGUGUGUGUACACAAAUCUUCAGAGAGGAGUUUGGACUUCACCAGAGUAAAGUGUACUGCUUUGUUCAUCUGAGCAUUCAGGAACAUCUCGCAGCUCUAUAUGUGCACCUGACCUUCCUGAAGGAAAAAAUAAUUGUUCUUCAACAGAGUCUGUAUUCAAAAUUGAGGAUCCUGAAGGUAAAACAAAUCUCAGAUCUACACAAGAGUGCUGUAGAUCAGGCGUUACAGAGUAAAAAUGGACAUCUGGAUCUUUUUCUUCGCUUUCUUCUGGGUCUCUCACUGCAGUCCAACCAGAAUCUCUUACAAGCCUUAGUGACACAAACAGGAAGUGACUCUCAUAACAAAGAUGAAACAGUUCAGUACAUUAAGAUGAAGAUCAGUGAGAAUCCCUCAACAGAGAAAUCCAUCAAUCUGUUCCACUGUCUGAAUGAACUGGAUGAUCAUUCACUAAUUCAGGAGAUCCAACAAUACCUGAAAUCUGGAAAACUAAAACAAACCAAACUCUCUGAUUCUCAGUGGUCAGCUCUGGUCUUCAUGUUACUGACAUCAGCAGAGGAACUGGAUGUGUUUAACCUCAGUGAUUAUGCCAACAAAUACAGCACAACAAAUAAGGUUCUUCAGAAACUGAUGCCGGUGGUUGCAGCAUCCAGAGCAGCUCGGUUGUGGGAUUGUGGUGUAUCAGAUGAAGGUUGUUCUGCUCUGGCUUCAGCUCUGAGAUCAAACCCCUCACACCUAAAAUAUCUCAAUCUGUCUUAUAAUAAUCUAGGAGAUUCAGGAGUGAAGCGUCUCUCUGCUGGACUGGAGAAUCCUCACUGUAAACUGGAGAUACUGAGGUUGAAUAAUUGUGGUGCAUCAGAUGAAGGUUGUUCUGCUCUGGCUUCAGCUCUGAGAUCAAACCCCUCACACCUGAGAGAACUCGAUUUGACUGAUAAUAAACUAGGAGAUUCAGGAGUGAAGCGUCUCUCUGCUGUACUGGAGAAUCCUCACUGUAAACUGGAGAUACUGAGGUUGUGUUAUUGUGAUGUGUCAUAUGAAGGUUGUUCUGCUCUGGCUUCAGCUCUGAGAUCAAACCCCUCACACCUGAGAGAACUCGAUCUGUCUUAUAGUAAACUAGGAGAUUCAGGAGUGAAGCGUCUCUCUGCUGGACUGGAGAAUCCUCACUGUAAACUGGAGAUACUGAGGUUGUAUAAUUGUGGUGUAUCAGAUGAAGGUUGUUCUGCUCUGGCUUCAGCUCUGAGAUCAAACCCCUCACACCUGAGAGAACUUCAUCUUUCUGGAAAUAAACUAAAAGAUUCAGGAGUGAAGCGUCUCUCUGCUGUACUGGAGAAUCCUCACUGUAAACUGGAGAUACUGAGGUUGGAUCGUUGUGGUGUAUCAGAUGAAGGUUGUUCUGCUCUGGCUUCAGCUCUGAGAUCAAACCCCUCACACCUGAGAGAACUUUAUCUGUCUGUGAAUAAUCUAACACAUUCAGGAAAGAAGCUUCUCUAUGAUCUGAAGGAUAAUGAACGUUUCAGACUGGAGGUUCUGAAGGCCAGUGUGGUGCGACGCCGUGCAGUCCUCGUACUGCUUUUUGUUUUGAUCGUCACAAUGAUGAAGGUUCUGAUUCUACUGCUGAAUACACUCGGCCUCCUCACUCAACAGUCGUUUGGAGAAAUCAUCAUGACUCAGACUCCAGGAUCUCACUCGGUUUCUCCAGGACAAACUGUUACCAUCAACUGCAGAGCCAGUCAGAGCGUUAGCAGCAGCUACCUCCACUGGUACCAGCAGAAACCUGGAGAAGCUCCUAAACUCCUGAUCUAUAGUGCAACUACUCGUCAGUCUGGGUUUCCUGAACGUUUUAGUGGAAGUGGAUCUGGUACAGAAUAUACUCUGAAAAUUACUGGAGUCCAGGCUGAAGAUGCAGGAGAUUAUUACUGUCAGCAGUAUCAAACCAGCCCAUGGAUCGCUGGAGGGCGGACCUCACUCACCUCCGGUCCCACGGUGAAGCCGUCCGUGUCUCUGCUCCCUCCCUCCUCUCUGCAGCUGUCUGAGGGAUCGGCCUCGCUGCUCUGCCUGCUGUCUGGUUACUCUCCACAGGGGGCGCUGGUGAGCUGGACGGUGGACGACAGAGUGGUGCAGGAUGGGGUGGUGACCGGAGCAGAAGAACUGAAAGGGGGCAGUUGGAGGCGUGGCAGCACCCUGACCCUCAGCAAAGCACAGUGGGAAAAGGGGGAGGAGUUUGGCUGUAAGGUCUCUCAUGGUGGCGUCGAUCAUCAUCCCGUCGUAUUCAGAAAGAACCAGUGUGAAGGCUAGCAGCUCCCAGAUAGAACUGAACAUGGAGACACUUCCACAUGCUUCUACAAUGGAGUUUCAGUUCUACACAAUGCUGCAUUUCUGUCUUUCCUCUGUUCAGUGUCCUGUUGCUCUUCCUGUAGUUUUGCUGUGCUGAAAUA